Molecule: messenger RNA, 1580 nt
Organism: Xylaria bambusicola
Lineage: Eukaryota; Fungi; Ascomycota; Sordariomycetes; Xylariales; Xylariaceae
Exons: 2
Coding region: 1-1323 (440 amino acids)
Cellular component (GO): membrane
Molecular function (GO): glycosyltransferase activity
Source: RefSeq, a predicted model, not a curated record
AUGCCAACCUUACUUUCGAGGUUAUCACGAUCGCCGACCCGAGUAUUCGUCGUAAUCCUAAUCACUCUCGUAAUAUUCCAGCUUUUCAGUAUCCGAUCCCAGCCGACAACAAACGUCGAUGGUCGUACAGCAAAGUACGACCCGUGCGUGGGCCUCGACGGUCUUGAAGACAUAUUCGUAACACUCAGAACGGGUACCACGGAGGCGCCUAAAAAGCUCCCCGCACAUUACACGACCACGUUACGUUGUUUACCACAUUACGAGCUCUUCUCGGAUUUUGAAGAGAUUAUAGAAGGCAAGCAUGUAUACGAUGUUCUCGACGAGGUGAACCCGCAAAUUGUAGCGACACACCCUGACUUCGAUUAUUAUAACAAGUUGAGAGGCAAAGGCAGAAAUGCAUUUACGGCGGAAGAGAUGGCCCAAUGGGCCGCAGCUAAGAAUACAAUGGGUGGCCGCGACAGUCCUGGCUGGAGGCUGGAUAAGUGGAAGUUCCUCCCGUUAGCCGACAAGGCAUUGAGAAUUCGCCCUGAGGCGAAGUGGUUUGUCUUUAUCGAGUCCGAUACAUAUGUACUCUGGCCGGCCUUGCUCUCCUGGCUCAAGCAUUUUGACCCAUCCAAGCCUUGGUAUCUAGGCCAACAGAUGCAGAUUGGCGACGUUGUUUUCGCUUACGGCGGGGCUGGGUUCGCCAUCUCUCAACCCGCCCUCAAAAAGGUUGUCGAGCAUCGUAACACGAAUCUAAAAUUUUACGACGACUUCACUGCCGGCCAUUGGGCUGGCGACUGUGUUCUAGGAAAAGCCUUGGCUGAUGUUGGAGUCCCUCUAACAUGGUCGUUCCCUACCCUCUCAAGUGAAGAACCGGCUGAUACGGAUUUUGAAUCCGGCUUUGGGGGCCCCGAAAGGCACCCCUGGUGUUAUUAUGCAGCGAGCUAUCAUCAUCUUCCACCUGUCGAGUACCCUGUCUUUUAUGCCUUUGAACACGAGUGGUACCAAAAAAAUAAUACUUUAUUACGACACAAAGAUGUAUUCUAUAACUACGUACUGCCGCGAUUGGCUGCCGAACGUGACGACUGGGACAACCACUCGGAUAAGGAACAAUCGACAGCAAGCACAUUCAAGGCUUGCCGGACGUCAUGCGAAAAUGACCCUGCUUGCAUGCAAUAUUCGGUAACCGGCUAUACCUGCAAAACAUCCACCGCCCUGAGGCUGGGUCGUAAAGCUUCCGCUGCUGAGCAAGUGAACUCCGGAUGGAUGGUAGACCGUAUCGAUGCUUUCAUCGACCGAAUGGAGUCGGCCUGCAGAGAUAGAGAUUGGGUUUUGCCAUAACGACAUAUCCAUUGUGGAAACAAAUCACGACACACUACAAUACAAACCAAGGUUAUCAAUGGAAGUAUCGAGGUGCCCUUCCCGGGUAUUUCUAUGUGCCUCAACGGCUCUCAUGGGUAAAGAAGACUAUUUCCCCAUGGGACAGAUGCCGCUCAUGAGGGCGUCUAAACCCACCAAUCCUAACCAGCGGCGGGAUCAAAAUUUGAACAAAUUCAAAAGUCAGAAUGGGUGCGGGACGACAUAGCUCACGGAGCCCG